GUAAAACCAAACAGUCCGGACCAAAUAGAAAUCAAAGAAAAAUAGUUUUCCUCGGGCAAACAAGAAGCAGUAAGCAGUACAAUUCCCAAUUCAACAGAACAACCCUAAUUUUACAAAUGCUCCCCACCGGGAAAAUGCAUUGAACCGGAAAGACCCAGAAAAGUUCUCGACUCCGACGAACCUGGAAAUGGAGUCGAGCAUACUGGAAUCGAUCGGGGUGGAGAUCAUCGGAGUAAUGUCCCCAGUCUCGAUCUGCAUGCUUCUGGUAGUUCUGAUCGUCUACUCCCUCUGCCCUGCCACCGAUUCAGCGCCGCCGAUUCGCUCCGCUGCUAACCUCGUUUACCUGGAGGUACCCACCGACUCCACUGUCCAGAAGCUUGAGGGCGCCUUGCUCAAUGCCUUGGUUUUCGUCAUCAUAAUUGCCGUCGUCACUUUCCUUCUCGUUCUGCUCUACUACUACAAUUGGACCGGAUUCUUGAAGAAUUACAUGCGCUUUUCCGCAUUUUUCGUGCUGGGGAGCAUGGGGGGCUCGAUUUUCCUGUCAAUAAUUCAGCACUUCUCAGUACCCGUCGAUUCAAUCACCUGCUUUGUUUUGCUGUUCAAUUUUACAAUUGUGGGUGUAUUAUCGGUCUUCUCCAGUGGCAUACCAAUCUUCUUGAGGCAAUCAUAUAUGGUAGCACUGGGAAUAUUUGUGGCAGCUUGGUUUACGAAGUUACCAGAAUGGACUACUUGGACGCUGCUAGUAGCAUUAGCAAUCUAUGAUUUGGUUGCAGUUCUGGCACCUGCUGGGCCACUCAAGUUGUUGGUCGAGUUGUCCCAAAGCAGGGACGAGGAGCUACCGGCGCUGAUAUAUGAAGCACGGCCAACUGUUUUAGCCAAUUCACGUCAUCAAGGCCGGAGCUUGGAGCUUCUGUUUGGUGCAGCUUCACAAUCGGGAUCAGUGGAGAUGCAACCCGUCUCUGGGAACCACAUUGGGACUAGGGAAGGUGGCGAGCAGAAUGUGCAUCCAGAAGUUAUUGUAUCCGAGUCCACGAAUCCAGGGAAUUUGGAAGGUCUUCUGCGACAAGGAGAUGAAGUUGAGAGGUCUCCACUGGUGGGUGGUGGUUUGGGUGGAAGGUCAUCUUCAAGCAGUGUUGGAUCAGAGUAUUCGGUAGUUGUUGGCAGUCGUGAUGCCCCUGAGAUUGUUGCAGACGAAGAAAGAUCUCCUCUGGUUGAGUCUAGGAGACGUGGCAGUGGGAAUGAGAGUGCCGAGAGAGGGAUGGAUGAUGAUGGUUCGGAGUCUGAGUUAGCAAGUAGUGGGAUUAAGCUGGGUCUAGGAGACUUCAUUUUCUACAGUGUCCUUGUUGGUAGGGCUGCAAUGUAUGAUCUAAUGACAGUGUAUGCAUGCUACCUUGCUAUUAUUUCAGGGCUUGGCUGCACUCUCAUUUUGUUGUCGGUCUGCCGUCAAGCUCUGCCGGCUCUCCCGAUCUCAAUAGCAUUGGGAGUCGUCUUUUACUUCUUAACGCGGUUAUUGAUGGAACCUUUUGUUGUUGGGACAGCAACGAAUCUGUUGAUGUUCUGAGAGACAAAUGAGAAAAUGAUAUUUUCUUUUGGGUUCCACUUGCUAAGCCUACAUUAAUGUCAAUAGGUAUGUCUUCUCGAGACUAUUCUUCUGCUGAUAUUAUUACUCUUCAAAGAAAAAAACUAACUCUCUGUCGAUCUCUUGUAUCAUGCGAACUUCUCACAAUUGAAAAACUUGACCGUAAUUCAAGUAUCAGGAACGUCAGGUCUAGGUAUAUAAAGGUGCUGCCUUCUUCUAUGCUCGAGUGUUUGUACUUGUCGUAGGUAUUCGCCAAAUUUAGAAUUUCUUCUGUUUAGACUCUGAAGUCCUCGCAGGCAGCAAUAGAUUCGUGUGGUUAUGAAAUGGCUAUCUCAGUUCAUUGAAUGAUCUGAUUAGAAGACCUUUUUCGGAGUCUGGGAUCAGUGUUUUGGAGAGGAGACUGAUCUUUAGUAUGGGUGUGUUGGGAUCCAUGGUUCAACUGUGAAAAAGCUGACAUUAUUAGAUAAAAGUACUACCCCUGGGCCCUGUCCUAGAUUCCCAUUCUUCAAGAGAUUAUGUUGGUUUUGCUCAACGUGACUUAGAUUCCUCGAGUUAGGAUUAUGAAAGCCAUGGAGCCACAAUGCCGAAAUAGGAUGCGUUCGCAUAUAGGUGAGCAUCUGACAGUUGAGAAGUGAGAAUCAAUGUCUU
Linum tenue is the source of this 2227-nucleotide messenger RNA. Lineage: Eukaryota; Viridiplantae; Streptophyta; Magnoliopsida; Malpighiales; Linaceae. The record is from the annotation of a GenBank genome assembly.